Molecule: messenger RNA, 4023 nt
Organism: Ictalurus furcatus (blue catfish)
Lineage: Eukaryota; Metazoa; Chordata; Actinopteri; Siluriformes; Ictaluridae
Gene: kctd13
Product: potassium channel tetramerization domain containing 13
Exons: 6
Coding region: 639-1631 (330 amino acids)
Biological process (GO): proteasome-mediated ubiquitin-dependent protein catabolic process; protein ubiquitination; protein homooligomerization
Cellular component (GO): Cul3-RING ubiquitin ligase complex
Molecular function (GO): ubiquitin-protein transferase activity; protein binding
Source: RefSeq, a predicted model, not a curated record
GUCAACAUUAUUAGCCACAGACUGAAGCUAGCAUGCUAGCUAGGUUUAAGUUACUGAGCUGUGUGCUAGCUAGAUAAUUCUGGUUUCGUUGUUAUUUCUCAUGUUUAUUAGUGGUGUAUAUUUUCAGAACGGGUCACUGAAUUAUUACAGCUUGCUGAACGUUAGUUCUCCCUGUGAUUAGAUGGCUAGUGAGAUGUCACUGUCUCGCCAUCUGUAGUCAGUGACCUCAUCGUUUUGAAUUAAAGAGGAAUGAGCUCUAAAUCAUGAUAAAGUCUGAGGAAGAGCUAGCGAACUUAUGGUCCUGACUGCAAAGUGGUUCUCUGUGUUUUUCCCCGGACGGUUGUGGGUUUUUAUAUGUCUCUCUCUGCCUACUAAGAAUAGCACUGGAGUGAAUCAGGCGAUGCGAUAUGUAUUGCGUUAUAUCAUGGGCGGUAACGUGUUUUGUGCGUCAUAUUUAUAAUCCUUGAUGUGAUGAUUAACUUCAGUUUAUUGUCUGCCUUCCAAAGCUGUUAUUGGCAGAGGUUUUUGCUUAAAAUUGGAGUACGGUUGAGUUUCACGAGGGUACUGGUAUUGGUAUCUGAUCAUUGUAUGUUUUACCUGUAGGCAGUACAUUACAAGGGUUGCACUGCUUUUUCCUGAUGUCUGCUGAAGCUUCUGGUGGGAAUGUGGUGCCGGAUCCCAGCUGUGCCCCUCCGUCCCCCAGCCACGGUGUAGAGAAGAAGGUAGGACCAGGUCUGGCUGGCAGUAAGUAUGUGAAGCUGAACGUUGGUGGAUCCCUGCAUUACACCACAGUCCAGACCCUCAGCAAAGAGGACAGCCUACUCAGGAGAAUAUGUGAUGGCAGUGUGGAGGUGACCAUCGAUUCAGAAGGGUGGGUGGUGUUGGACAGAUGUGGACGCCAUUUCUCCCUGGUGCUGAACUUCCUACGGGAUGGCACAGUGCCACUUCCUGAGAGCCAGAGAGAGCUGGAGGAGGUACUGAAGGAGGCGCAGUACUACAGACUGCAGGGUCUCAUCCAGCACUGCCUUUCCACACUGCAGAAUCGCAGUGAGGUGUAUGAGGGAGGCUGUCGCAUCCCUAUGAUCACCUCUGCCAAGGAGGAACAGAGGAUGAUUGCCACCUGCAAGAAGCCUGUGGUGAAAUUGCAGAAUAAUAGAGGGAACAAUAAAUAUUCCUAUACCAGUAAUUCCGAUGACAACUUGCUGAAGAACAUUGAGCUAUUUGAUAAACUGGGGCUGCGAUUUAAUGGUAGAGUGCUUUUCAUGAAGGACGUACUCGGAGACGAAAUCUGCUGCUGGUCCUUCUAUGGAGAUGGACGCAAGAUCGCUGAGGUUUGCUGUACCUCCAUCGUUUAUGCCACUGAAAAGAAACAGACCAAAGUUGAGUUCCCAGAAGCUCGUAUCUUUGAAGAAACCCUAAACAUACUAAUCUAUGAGAAUGGCCGGGGCUCUGGUCAUGGAGGCAUGGGUUUAUUGGACUCGAGUGGUGUCUCAUCUCCAGGUGUGGGUCAGUCAGAGGAAGAUGGGGCUGGUGUGGGGGGUGGAGACAGACGUGUGAGGAGGAUCCAUGUACGGAGACAUAUUAUGCAUGACGAGAGGGGGCACGGACAGCAGACUGUGUACAAGGACUGAACGCAGGAAUGGAGGGAGAAAUGAUAAACAUGAGUAGUAAGAAGAGCUUAAUGAUACUAUAACAGGAAAAUUGUGAAUAAUUCAUAUGCAGGGACUUGGAUACAAGGAUGGAUGGGUGGGCUGGGGGGUUAAGCAGUGAUGGUAAUCGAUCUUGGGUAUGGUAACACUGCACUAAGAAAUAAUCUCAAGAGCCACAGUGUGGUUUCUUUUUCUUUUAUUUUUGAGGAUGAAUGUACAUCAUCGUUGUUAUUUAUUAUUCUGUUAAUUUAUUGUCCACAAUGUUCAACUUUUUUUAAAAAAAGGAUAUGCGUGACAUUUUUGUGUGUGCAAGAAUUGUGAAUGCGUAAUAGUGAACUGUGAUGUUUUUCUAUGCAGAUGUGUGUGUUGGGUGACAGCUGCAGAGAGGUACUUAGAAGCGACUCAUACUCGAAUAAUGUAUGAUGCAUGUUCCCGAUAGAGUGGGUGUCAUUCUGGACCUUUCCUUAAAGUAUCCUAACAGUCGUGUUCAAGUGGCUCAUUAUAUAUAAACACUCCAGUGUUUUUCAACCUUAUCCUCAUCAACUGCGUAGGUAGCGUAUGUGAUUGCGACAGACAGGAUUUUUCUAUGUGUUUCCCUGUUCUGAGGAAAGGGUGGGAAACCUGUUCACUCAAAGGACACCUAUAAUGAGAGAAUGAGGACAGUUGCUGAUUCCUGUCAGUAAAAUACAGUGCAUACACAAUAAAACUACAACCAUUACCUUUUAAUAUUCUUAUAUGAUUUUAUCCAACUUUCCAACAAGAUUUGUGGUGUCCAUGCCCAAUACAAUCUACACAACUAUGCUGAUAAGCCAUAACCACAACUUUUCCCCUAGGACUAAGUAGCCCUAGGGACGAAUAAGUGUCUUAAAACUUAGAGUUUAAGGUUUAGAACUUAAUACCUAUUGACAAUACCUAUGAAUAAGGGAAUACAAAUACCUUUAGACUUCCAUUAUGAGCGAGUGUCUAGAAACAUAAUUUCCAUUCUUUUUUCAGUACAGGGAAAUGCUAGAUAGAGACUAGUUUAAAAACACUGGAGCAUUUCCUCAAGGAGGUCCAUCUGAGUCAUAAAGCUGCUAUUGUUUCAUCAAGCAGCCAGGCAAUGUGUAUGUUUUCAGUUUAAAUCUUUCAAAAGCCCUAAAAACUCAGUUGCUAAGCAUUCCCAAAAUGUGUGUGAAUAUUGAAAUGUCUGACCCUUUACUUGAAGACUGACUAGAAAGACAAUUCCACAGCAUAUUUUUCCCCAGAGUCAUAGGAAACUGACAAAAUAUUAUGCUGAUUUGGCCAUAGCAGGUUUUCUAUAGCCAGUCUUCCAGUCAUUACUUUUAUAGACUGUUGUAUACAAAACUGCCAAACACUGUGGCAUCCACAGUGAAAACGUCCGUUUUUGUUUUGGGUAUAAGAAGGCAGUUUGUGUGACUCACUAAGGUAUUUUUUUUAUAUAUAUAUCCAAAUAAACCAUUCCUUUGUUUUAUGUGAUUAUAAUCAUAAAGAUCAUUUUGUUUUGUUUUUUUAAUUUGAAAGUGACAUGCUUUCUGGAAACACAUUCUUGCAGACAGAGCUCUCGGUAACUGGCAGUUCAAUUAUAAGUGUAAUACAUUGACUCUUAAUGAUAAGAUGGAUAUAAUGACCAAUUGCUAACCUGUCAAACUGCUGUAAAUAAGAUUUGAAGAGUUGUUGCACUAGCCCACUAUUCUCUCUUAAUUGUCUCAUGGGAAUUGUUCUCAUGACCAGUGAAACAAUAAUGUAAUGCUUACACUCACUCUUUGAAAUUUUUUUUUAUUAUUAUGAAAUACAUAUUAAUAUGCACAGUAUUAUCAGAAAUGUCUGAUGGGUAUGAGUAUUUUGGAUUUGUUUAGUAGCAUGUUAUGCUGUCCAUAAAUAAUGGUGGUUGUUAUUUUAUCCACAGGUCCAUUAAUAAAAUACCUUUUUUUUUUAUAUACAUUAAUCAUUGUAAGCCUCAUUAAAUAUUUACGGAAGGCCUUGCUUAUAAAAUGCCUAUAUAGAAGGCCGUAUAAUGAAGCCAGUAUUAAAAGGAAAGAGAAAAAAAACAUGGCAGGCUUAAAGGAAAACCCAGAAACUCAUUAAAUAUAUUUACAGUGAAAAAUUUGUCAUGUUUUUAGUGAGUGUCACUACUUUGUUAGUAAGUGCUGUAUUUUCGUUACUCCCAUGAGAAGUUAGUGGUUGUAUGCCAUGCUAACGUCACAUGGAGACAUUGCUAGAGUAAGUACAAUGUAACGUAAGGGAUAAUGAUCAAGCUUCUCUUUUAGCUCCUAAAAACAAAAAGACCAAGAGUGCCUUUUCCCACUCACCAUUUACCGGUGUAGUUCAAUGUCAUAAUGAGAAAUCCAGCAACUAUUGGAUUCAAAAUGCAGUG